Messenger RNA from Rotaria sp. Silwood2, 184 nucleotides. The record is from the annotation of a GenBank genome assembly. NCBI's taxonomy places the organism in Eukaryota, Metazoa, Rotifera, Eurotatoria, Philodinida, Philodinidae.
AUGGCUUUGAUAUCUAGUGAUCAGUCUUGGAAUCAUAUGACAUCAUUUGAUUUUGAUGAUUUAUUUUCGUUUUCUGAUGAUUUAAAUCUUCAAAAUGAAUAUGAUCAAUAUUCUAUGCUUUAUGCUGAUAUAAUUGAAGAAAUUACAUCUUUACCCUCUGAAAUUGAACAAUCUCAAUUACAAA